AUGGAAUACUUCGAUUUCGAUGAGGCCUCAUACGGGUCUUAUGCCCGCGACGAUGAUGUGGCUUCGGACCAUCGCGAAUUCGAUGACAAUGACGAUGCUGUCGCCAAUCAUGAACUGCUCUCCCUCGAGCAACCUCUGGAAUUCUCCAAUGACCCGCCGGAGCAGCCACUUCCUGAUUGCAGCCGGAGGGAUCCCAUCGACCCGGUGAUAGACAACCGCGUCUAUCCCAUGUUUCGCGCCAAAGACCCCUGUGAUUUCUGUCGCCAUAUGGGCCUGGACUGUUUCGUCGCGAAGAGCGGCGUCAUGCAAAACAGUGGCUGUACUUGCUGUAUCACGCUUUAUCGAGAGUGCAGCUUCACCCAUGCCAAGGCCCCCGGCAAAUUCCUGAGCACUUUCCCUCCAAUCAAUGAGAAUGUCGACAUCCCCAUUGGCGGUCUGACCGGCAAGAAGGCUCUCAAGUCGCUGACGGGAAUGGCGACGCCAGAAGAGCUCGAGGCUCGGUCGAGGAAGAGCACUUCGCGACUCUCCCGUGAGGCGGUUCGCAUCCUCAAGACCUGGCUUCAGGAGCAUCACGAACAUCCCUACCCCAACGAUCAGGAGAAGGAUGAUUUGAAGCAACGGACUGGCCUCAAACGCACCCAAAUCUCCAAUUGGCUUGCCAAUGCCCGGCGACGCGGCAAGGUGCGGCCUCCACCACGGAGUGGUUCUCCGGUUCCCGGCGCCAUUGAUGUUCCCGGACAGUCACACCUCAACAUGGCUAUGAUGACUCCGCUGGAACGUUGGAAGCACUCUCCCCCAGAAAACGAACCUGCUGCGACCUCGGAUAUUUCUGCGAGCCCUGGUGAAUACGCCUCUGGACCCAUCGCAACGAUCGUCCCAGUCUGGUCACGGUCCUUUGGUUCAAUGGAACGAAAGGAACGCCGUCGCCGUCGCAAAGCAUCCGCCCCCGUCAACACCUUCAAUCAACACAAGGCCCGUGGGUCACGGAUCUUCCAGUGUACCUUCUGUGCCGACUCAUUCCAGACCAAGUAUGACUGGCAGCGGCACGAGAAGUCAUUGCACUUGGCCUUGGAGAAGUGGACCUGCUCCCCCCAUGGAGGUGUAAUCAUUGUUGACAACGUACGGCGUUGUGUCUUCUGUAUGGCCGCUGAUCCAGAUCACGAUCACCUGGAGACGCACAAUUACAGCAGCUGCCAGGAGAAGUCGCUCACCGAGCGCAGCUUCUAUCGGAAAGAUCAUCUCAAUCAACACCUGCGGUUGAUGCACAAUGUGAGGUUCCACCCCACCAUGGACAAAUGGCGCAGUAACAUCUGCGAGAUAAGAUCUCGCUGUGGAUUCUGUGGGACCGUCCUUACCACGUGGAAGGAUCGAACCGAUCACUUGGCGUCCCAUUUCAAGAGUGGUGCGGACAUGGCACAGUGGCACGGUGACUGGGGUUUCGAACCAGAAGUUCAGAGUCUGGUCGAGAAUGCCAUGCCUCCGUAUCUCAUUGGCCAUGAACACACCGUGUUGGAUCCGUUUAAGACAUCCGUCGAUUUGGCCAACCCUGAAGAUGUCAAUUGUUUUCAUCGUCUUCAAGUUCAACUUACUUCCUAUAUUCAUAAUCAGAUGGCGGCCGGUGUCUUCCCCACGGAUCAGAUGAUCCAGAAUGAGGCACGACAGGUGAUUUAUGGAAGUGACGACCCGUGGAACCAAACCUGCGCCGAUAAUCCCGUCUGGCUUAGCGUUCUGAAGCGGGACGCCGGACUUGAAGCUGUCCCCGGGUCGGAGCAUAUCCAACUCGAGAACUUGGGUAUGCGACCGCCAUUUGCUGCCCAUGACGGGCUGCGACAACCGCCUGUCGAGACCAACCCUUCCGCAAGAAGUGUAUGUCGCCGAUACCCCCUGAACUCUGGCUAUUCCAGCCCCAGCAUCCACAGUCCCGCAUUCCCCGCAACUGGUCGGUCAUCUGCCGUCCCAAGCAUGCCGGGAAGCUCUACCGGUAGCUUUGCCGGUAGUACGGGGAUGUUAGCUCGUGCCCCCAACUCCGGCUUAUCGACGGAUUGGGGCAGCAGUGUUUCGGCUGGGGUCUCGUCUUUCUCAACCCCGGGUGGAUCUGUGGACCCCUUUGUGCAGAUGGGGUUCGAUCCCGAAUUCCUGCAGCGACUGAGCGACAAUUACGAUAAAUUGGACUUGGGUGACCUGCAGGGGUUGACAUUUGACGGAGGAGGGGGUCAAGGUGGAGGAGGGUUUGAGCCCGGAGCCGAUGAGAGUGUAAUGAGUGAGCCGAUCAAGGCCGCCAUGUUGGACUCGAAUACCGGCACCGCGCCCAUCCCGAUUCCCAGUCCGAAGAACACUGAUACUUUGAUGGCGGAUGCUGGUCUUCCGCGGGAGAUGCACCAUCCCGGAGGGGGAGGUAUUUGA
Molecule: messenger RNA, 2403 nt
Organism: Aspergillus terreus NIH2624
Lineage: Eukaryota; Fungi; Ascomycota; Eurotiomycetes; Eurotiales; Aspergillaceae
Product: putative homeobox and C2H2 transcription factor
Exons: 2
Coding region: 1-2403 (800 amino acids)
Biological process (GO): regulation of DNA-templated transcription
Molecular function (GO): DNA binding
Source: RefSeq, a predicted model, not a curated record